This is a messenger RNA of Aspergillus bombycis, 1605 nucleotides long. Its product is annotated as flavin-containing monooxygenase. The transcript is spliced from 4 exons. Lineage: Eukaryota; Fungi; Ascomycota; Eurotiomycetes; Eurotiales; Aspergillaceae. The coding region runs from base 1 to 1605 and encodes 534 amino acids. The record is from RefSeq and is a predicted model, not a curated record. Gene Ontology annotation, molecular function: flavin adenine dinucleotide binding; N,N-dimethylaniline monooxygenase activity; NADP binding.
AUGGUUCAAAGUAAGGAAGUCAUCAUCAUUGGAGCUGGCAUAUCCGGCUUGGGAAUGGCCAUCCAGCUGAAACGACUGCUGGGCCAUGAUAACUUCACCAUCUACGAGAAAUCCGACAAUAUUGGCGGAACAUGGUGGCACAAUCGCUACCCUGGAUGUGCCUGCGAUAUCCCUAGCCAUUUUUAUUCUUACAGCUUUGCACUAAAACAUGACUGGACAACGAUGUUUCCUGGUCGUGAUGAGCUCCAUCAGUACUUCUUCUCUGUUGCCGAAAAGUACGACAUACUCCCCCACUGUCGGUUCAACGCCAUGUGUGUCAGUCUAGUUUGGGAUAAUUCACGCUCCCUAUGGACUUGUACCUUCCAAGACACGAUCUCUGGAGAAAUCUCCAAGAAAGAGGCCCCUGUCGUGGUCAGCGCUAUUGGGACGCUUGACCGGCCUUACGUUCCUGAUAUCAACGGGUCGGAGUCGUUCCAGGGGGAGGUCUUUCAUAGUGCAAGGUGGAACGACUCCUUUAACCCUGCGGGAAAGAAGAUUAUAGUCCUUGGUAAUGGAGCCUCCGCUACUCAAUUUGUUCCCGAGCUAGUCAAGGAUGUUGGGCCCCAGGGCACGGUAACGCAGUUUGUACGGAGUGCCCACUGGUGGACCAGGCGGGGUAAUCCACAAUACUCGGAAGGCUUCAAACUUGUCCUGAAGCAUGUUCCCUUCGCAGCGAACGUCUACCGUAUCAUUCUCGCAUGGCAACUAGAAAGAGUCUUUUAUUCGUUCUACAUGAACAGCAAUGGCGCUGCUAUGCGCCAAAAGAUCCGGGAUGCUACCUACUCGUUCAUUGAAAGCGACGCGCCGCCCCAAUACCACAAAAUCCUCAAGCCAAGAUACGAGCCUGGGUGCAAACGCCGAGUCAAUACCGCUUCCUACAUGGCUUGUUUACACUCUCCACAGAUGCUUCUGACCGAUAAUUCUGUGGUGAAGGUAGGCUCGGACUAUGUGGAGACUAAAAGUGGUGACCGUCAUGCAGCCGAUGCAAUCAUCUACGCAACGGGCUUCCAAGCUCAGAAGUGGCUAUUUCCCAUGCAGAUUAAUGGAAUUAACGGUACGGAUCUACACCAAGUCUGGGAUGCUACCGGCGGCGCCGAGGCGUACAAAGGCACCGUGGUGAGCGGGUUUCCCAAUUUCUUCAUCUUGUACGGUCCGAAUGCUGCAACUGGUCAACAUUCGGUUAUUUUCCACUCGGAAUGUCAAAUUAACUACUCGUGCCGUCUUGUUCGGCCAGUUCUGAAAGGCAAGGCCGACUCGAUUAUGGUCAAACCUGAAGCGCAACAACGAGACCUAUCUUGGGUCCAUGACAAGUUGAACCAUCUUGUGUUCAAUAGCGGCUGCCAAAGCUGGUGGAUGGAUCCAGUCACCAGGAAGAAUACCUUCAUUUACCCCGAUCCUAUGUACAAGUAUUGGCUUCAACGGAAAAAGGCGCAGAAGCCGCGGCCAGAUGCUCUCCAUGGGGGUAUUUUGGGUCUGGCAGCUGUUGCUGUCACUAUUCCUACGGAUGUCCAAAAUCUGAUAGAGAAGGCCUCUAGCUGGUUGCUGGUCAAUGCUCAUCGAUCUUAA